This is a messenger RNA of Salmo salar (Atlantic salmon), 2813 nucleotides long. Its product is annotated as desmin. Gene Ontology annotation, cellular component: sarcolemma; cytoplasm; intermediate filament. The record is from RefSeq and is a predicted model, not a curated record. Gene Ontology annotation, molecular function: structural constituent of cytoskeleton. Gene Ontology annotation, biological process: intermediate filament organization; skeletal muscle organ development. NCBI's taxonomy places the organism in Eukaryota, Metazoa, Chordata, Actinopteri, Salmoniformes, Salmonidae.
CAACAGCCCCUCAUUCAGUCAUCCACCUCCAACAGCAACCCAGUUCCUCCAGCCAGACCCUCGGACAACGUUCACCAUGAGCAAGUCCUUCUCUUCCCAGUCCGCUCAGUCAGCCUCUUCCUACCGCCGGACCUUCGGCUCUGGUAUUGGAUCCAACUCAGGCAUGUCCUCCAUGUUCUCCCACGGCGGACGCGGCUCCUCCGGCUCCUCCGGCUCGGCCCAGAUGUCCUCCAGAGUGUACGAGAUGACCAAAACCUCCGCCCGCCCCAGCUACUCCUCCGGCAGCAUUCAUUCCUCCUCCGGCGGCGCGAUGCGUUCGUACGCCGGGAUGGGCGAGAAGCUUGACUUCAACUUGGCCGACGCCACGAACCGCGAUUUCCUGGACACCAGGACCAAUGAGAAGGCAGAGCUGCAGCACCUGAACGACCGGUUCGCCAGCUACAUCGAGAAGGUCCGUUUCCUGGAGCAGCAGAACGCUACUCUGAUGGUGGAGAUCGAGAGGAUGAGGGGUCACGAGCCGACCCGCGUGGCCGAGAUGUACGAAGAGGAGAUGAGAGAGCUGAGGCGUCAGGUGGAGGGCAUGUCCAAUGACAGAGCCCGUAUGGAGGUGGAGAGAGACAACCUGGCUGACGACCUGCAGAAACUCAAACUCAGACUGCAGGAGGAAAUCCACCAGAAGGAAGAGGCAGAGAACAACCUGUCUGCCUUCAGAGCUGAUGUGGACUCUGCCACUCUGGCCAGGCUGGACCUGGAGAGACGCAUUGAGAGUCUGCAGGAGGAGAUAGCCUUCCUCAAGAAGAUUCAUGAGGAGGAGAUCCAUGAGCUGACGAGCCAGAUGCAGGAGACCUCGGUGCAGGUCCAGAUGGACAUGUCCAAACCAGACCUGACCGCUGCCCUCAGGGACAUCCGUAUGCAGUACGAAGGCAUCGCAGCCAAGAACAUCUCAGAGGCAGAGGACUGGUACAAGUCCAAGGUGUCAGACCUGAACCAGGCUGUGAACAAGAACAACGAUGCUCUGAGACAGGCCAAACAGGAGAGCAUGGAGUUCAGGCAUCAGAUCCAGUCCUACACCUGUGAGAUCGACUCUCUCAAGGGAACAAACGAGUCUCUGCUGAGGCAGAUGAGGGAGAUGGAGGAUCGUCUGGGAAACGAGGCUGGAGGUUACCAGGACUCCGUCAUCCGUCUGGAGGCUGAGAUCGCUAAGAUGAAGGAUGAGAUGGCUCGUCACCUCAGAGAGUACCAGGACCUCCUCAAUGUCAAGAUGGCCCUGGAUAUAGAGAUCGCCACCUACAGGAAACUACUGGAGGGAGAGGAGAGCCGCAUCACUGUAUCUGGCUCCCACUCUGCUGCCCACUCUGCUGCCCACUCUGCUGCCCACUCUGCUGCCCACUCUGCUGCCUCAUCAUAUUCCACUAUUGGAUUCAGAGAGACCAGCCCGGACGUUGGCCGUUCAUCAGAGGUCCACUCCAAGAAGACUGUUCUGAUCAAGACCAUCGAAACCCGCGAUGGAGAGGAAAGUCCCUUUGAGACCAUGUCUCUUUCGGAAGAGAGCCCUGUUUCAGAAAAAAAAAAAAACAGCAGAAAAAACAAGGUGGUCAGUGAAUCUACACAGCAUCAGCAGGACAUCAUGUAAACAACAACAACAGCAAACAAACAAAGCAACAACAAGUUAAAACAUUUUUUGAAGGACGUUUACAUACCGAGAUACAAGGGCUGCUCUAGUUAGCUUUUCUAAGGAAAGCCUCUUUUGAAAGGUCUCUUUUUGAGAGGGAGUGAGUUAUUAACACCUUAUGAAAAGUUAUAACCACCUUACAAAGGGCAAGGUGGUUAUACCACCUUACCACCUUACCACCUUAGGUAUGUUCAUAACUCACUAACUCCUAAUAAUCAGAUUUUAUAUGACCAAUCACCAAGAGAAGAAGACAGAAGAAGACAAUGCUACCGUAAUCAGAAGACAAUUUUACCGUAAUCAGAAGACAAUGUUACUGUAAUCAGAAGACAAUGUUACUGUAAUCAGAAGACAAUGUUACUGUAAUCAGAAGACAAUGUUAAUGCAAUCAGAAGACAAUGUUAAUGUAAUCAGAAGACAAUUUUACCAUAAUCAGAAUACAAUGUUACCGUAAUCAGAAGACAAUGUUACUGUAAUCAGAAGACAAUGUUACUGUAAUCAGAAGACAAUGUUAAUGCAAUCAGAAGACAAUGUUAAUGUAAUCAGAAGACAAUUUUACCGUAAUCAGAAUACAAUGUUACCGUAAUCAGAAGGCAAUGUUACCGUAAUCAGAAUAGAAUGUUACCGUAAUCAGAAGACAAUGUUACCGUAAUCAGAAGACAAUGUUACCGUAAUCAGAAGACAAUGUUACCGUAAUCAGAAUACAAUGUUACCGUAAUCAGAAGGCAAUGUUACCGUAAUCAGAAUAGAAUGUUACCGUAAUCAGAAGACAAUGUUACCGUAAUCAGAAUACAAUGUUACAGUAAUCAGAAGGCAAUGUUACCGUAAUCAGAAUAGAAUGUUACCGUAAUCAGAAUACAAUGUUACCGUAAUCAGAAGACAAUGUUACCGUAAUCAGAAGACAAUGUUACCGUAAUCAGAAGACAAUGUUACAGUCAUCAGAAGGUGGGAACAAGGUGGAAUGAAAGUCAAGUCAGGCCCUGGCCAGAACAGAACAUACAUGGCUAGAGGGGAUCUCCAGAAUGUCAAGAGUUGCAAUCUCUGUAGUGCACGUUUCUUUGUGUGUGUGUUUGUCAGAAAGGGUCUAUCUGCUUCACAAUGUUUUCACAGCCGAUGAUCUGAAAUAAAAUACAUUGUAUGUUGA